Molecule: messenger RNA, 2916 nt
Organism: Boleophthalmus pectinirostris (great blue-spotted mudskipper)
Lineage: Eukaryota; Metazoa; Chordata; Actinopteri; Gobiiformes; Gobiidae
Gene: mcoln1a
Product: mucolipin TRP cation channel 1a
Exons: 14
Coding region: 162-1940 (592 amino acids)
Cellular component (GO): lysosomal membrane; plasma membrane
Molecular function (GO): NAADP-sensitive calcium-release channel activity
Source: RefSeq, a predicted model, not a curated record
ACCCAUAGGGAAGACCUGAGCUCUGUGGCUCUGUGGCUCUGUGCUGUCUAUGGGCUGUUCGUUGUUGAUCAGCAGCCGCGGCUGCUGAAGAAGAAGAAGUCUGUUUUUAAACUGCAGUGCUUUAUUUAUUACUUAUUUAUUGUGUUUUAAGAAGUAUCACAAUGGCAUCAGAGGGUCAGCAACACUCUUCGGAACGAGAAGGCGUCUCCUCCCCUGUCACUUACUAUGGCUCUACGGACAGCAGUGGGGAACACAACACCCACCACAAGCACAGCAACAGUAAUGGACAUAACCACACGACCCACCAGCUCCCGCCCCCAUCUGCAGGCCACUGGGUCGGGGAUGACCACAAAGAGGAGGCUCUUCGUAGGAAACUAAAGUACUUCUUCAUGAGUCCCUGUGAUAAAUACCACGCCAAGGGCCGCAAGCCUUACAAACUGAUACUACAACUUCUCAAAAUUGGCAUAGUCACUGCACAGUUGGUGCUGUUUGGCCUAAGUAACCAGGUGGUGGUGACUUUUAAAGAGGAAAACACAAUGACAUUCAAAAAUCUAUUUCUCAAAGACUACGAUGAGUCCACAGAUGAUUCUUUUGCAGUCUACACUCAAAAUGAUGUCUAUGACCACAUGUUCUACGCCGUGGACCAGUACCUAGCCUUACCUGAGACCACAAUAGGACGCUAUGCCUAUGUGUACGGUGUGGGUGUGAAUGGCACUGCCCUGUCCCUGUGCCAGCAGUACUACAAGAAAGGACAUAUUGAUCCCACCAAUGACACUUUCGAUAUAGAUCCUCACAUCAUCACAGAUUGUGUUGGAGUGAACCCUUUGUUAGUCCCUUCAGUUCCUCUCACCAACACCUACAGGAACUUCACCCUUAAAUUCCACAAGCUCAUUAACGUCACUAUCCAGUUCCAACUAAAAGCAAUCAAUGUUCAGACUAUCAUCAACAAUGAGAUCCCAGACUGCUAUACAUUUUCAAUUACUAUAGUCCUAGACAACAAAGCUCACAGUGGCAAAGUGAAGAUUUGGCUUGAAAAUGAUGCAUCUAUAAAAGAGUGUAAGGACCCGAGCGUCUCGGGGCAAGCUGAAAACUACAGUCGCAUGGCGUUUGAUGUGAUUGUGGCUGUGGUGUGCCUGCUGUCACUUCUUCUCUGUGGACGCUCCAUACUGAGAGGGAUUAUCCUGCAGCAAGAGUUUGUCCAGUUUUUCAAAGAGUGUAUGGAUCGUAAAGUGUGCUGGUCAGACCGGUUGGAGUUCAUUAACACCUGGUUCAUUCUCCUCAUCAUCAGUGACAUAUUCACCCUCAUUGGCACAUUUAUCAAAAUUGGAAUAGAGUCAAAGAACUUCUCUUCCUAUGACGUCUGUGGGAUACUGCUGGGAACCUCGACACUUCUUGUGUGGGUUGGAGUCAUUCGUUAUCUGACCUUCUUCCAAAAGUACAAUAUUUUGAUUGUAACCCUCCGCGCUGCCUUUCCCAAUGUCAUACGCUUCUGCUGCUGCGUGGCUGUCAUCUACCUCGGUUAUUGCUUCUGUGGCUGGAUAGUCCUUGGACCUUAUCAUAUCAAGUUCCGUUCUUUGUCUAUGGUGUCCGAGUGCCUCUUUUCCCUGAUCAAUGGAGACGACAUGUUUGUGACAUUUGCGGGCCUGAGGGAGAGCAGUGCUCUCGUGUGGCUCUUCAGCCAGGUGUAUCUGUACACUUUUAUCUCCCUCUUCAUCUACAUGGUGUUAUCUCUGUUCAUCGCUCUCAUCACAGGAGCAUAUGAGACUAUCAAGCAUCAAACACAAGAGCCCAUCCACAUCACAGACCUGCACGCCUUUAUAGCAGAAUGCACUGAUGCGCCAAGCUCAGGAAAGUUCAGGGGUCUGGAAACCUCUCCAUGUUCAUUCUUCUGCUGCUGUGACAGAACGACGACGUAUGAAGAUGUCCUUCUGGUGAACUGAAAACAAACUCUGUGACCUCAGGAGUCGCACUGCCACCCUCUAGUGGCCUUAAGGACACAUUGCGUCUGAGUGUGCCACUCUAUAUGGGCCAAACUCGCUCAACAGGAGGAGCUGCUUGAAAUGAAAACUUUCACUUAUGCCUCCCCCAAUGCUCCACUAAUGCACAAAUAUAAGUCUAUAUGGUUUUAAAGCAGCAGUAUUCUUUAAAACAUUGCCUUAAAGUGUAGAAAAAACUUAAUUCAUUUCUAAUACAUGUGACAAAACAUGUACAUUGUAUUUUAAAAUGUUUGUUACAAAAAGUGUCAGACCGGAUAUGAGGGUUAUGGUGCUGAAUAGCACGUUUUACUGCACAUCUCAGUGUAUCUUAAUAAUGUUUUAAUAGAGGCUAAAUAUAAAGUUAUCCAAUUAAAAGCUGCCAGCAAGUAAAUGUUUCUACUAGAGAAUCCUAACCUGGGAAAAGUCCUGAUCUACAUAAACUCACAAAUUUUGUGUGAAAUGGUUUUGUUGCACAAAGUAAGGACACUACAGAAGCUACUUUAUCCACUCUGUGUUCAUGAACUCAAAGAAUUUACUUUUUAUGGGACAGGGCAAUGUAAUGCAGACAUGACUUGGACCUGUUCUUUUCCUUUUUUUAUAGUAUAUUUUUUUUUGCAAGAUUUCAGAACUCAUUUUAAUCAGAACUGUGCCAAUAACAUUAUAUCUUAUAAAUAGUUUAAGAAAUGCUUUUAGUUUUUGCAUGUACAAACCAAUGUACAAGUUUUCCCUUUGUAUUUAGAAUACAGUUUUAGUCUUUUUACUCAUAUAUAUUUGUACAUAUGUACUAUGUACAUGAUAACUCUACUCCAUUUCCAUACAGCACUUGAAUUUUUACUUGAAACCAAACUAAAGGAUACUUGUUCUGUUUGUACUGUGAAUUGAAUUAUUUGAAUCAUUAAAUACAAGCUAUGCUUCAGAGUUCAGAAGAGGUGUACGUUCA